AUGUUGGAGAUGUCUCCUUUUAGACUAGCGGUAAGAAGCUUUCGUGAUAAUGAGCCACACUAUCCCUUAGGUGGCCCAGCACCUUCAGCGGGUAUCCUUAUACCAUUUCUCAAAUUACAGUCCAAUAUGGCAGCGGCCACAAGUCUCAAGGGGAUGAUUACUACUAGCCGUAAUCUUAUAUUACGAGGGGAGAGAAAAUGCAUUUGGGUGAAUCUCGAUCGGAGCUACCUAGCUGGCCAUGUUCAAGUGAAAAGGACUUGGCUGAGAGGAAGUCAUCAGGAGUCCAAAAAUCUUCUGUGGAAGAAAUGCCGUGAGGACUUCUGA
This is a messenger RNA of Histoplasma capsulatum G186AR, 324 nucleotides long. RefSeq lists its product as uncharacterized. NCBI's taxonomy places the organism in Eukaryota, Fungi, Ascomycota, Eurotiomycetes, Onygenales, Ajellomycetaceae. The coding region runs from base 1 to 324 and encodes 107 amino acids. The record is from RefSeq and is a predicted model, not a curated record. The transcript has 2 exons.